AUGCCGUACCCAUCGUCACCGUCCCCACCCGUCGACGGCGUUCGCCUCAUCGACCCCUCCCCCUCGACGGACUCCGUCAACCCUCGCCGCCCGUACCCCUGCAUCGGGGGUGAGCCCCUUCCUCCCUCCCGCUACUUUCCUCGCACACACCCGUCGCCCGUGCGUGGCCACGCGCCCGCGCUGUCCCCGUCGCGGUCACCAUCCCCUCCUAGCUCCAGCGCGCGCACCGCACCAGCCGUCCCCGCGUCGUCCCGCUCCUCGCGCCCACCAUCGCGGUGCCCGCCCGCCUGCCUCGCGCCCCAGCCACUGCCGUCCGCGGCCACCUCCACCCGCGCCCGACCUCGGCAACCGCCGCGCCUGCCUUACUCCUCGCACCGGCCGCGGCCUCGCCUAGCGCCGCCCUUGGCCGCCGGCGCCCUGCUGCUGGCCUGGGCAAGGGCCCCGAUGGGCUGGCGCCCGUCGCCCGUAUCCCCCUCGCCCGUUCGGGCUGAGCCCGUAGCCCACACCCGCUAUGGCUCCUCCUGA
Aegilops tauschii subsp. strangulata is the source of this 525-nucleotide messenger RNA. Lineage: Eukaryota; Viridiplantae; Streptophyta; Magnoliopsida; Poales; Poaceae. The record is from RefSeq and is a predicted model, not a curated record.